Fukomys damarensis (Damara mole-rat) is the source of this 1059-nucleotide messenger RNA. RefSeq names its product hypoxia inducible lipid droplet associated (gene Hilpda). The record is from RefSeq and is a predicted model, not a curated record. Gene Ontology annotation, biological process: positive regulation of cell population proliferation; positive regulation of lipid storage; positive regulation of cytokine production. NCBI's taxonomy places the organism in Eukaryota, Metazoa, Chordata, Mammalia, Rodentia, Bathyergidae. The transcript is spliced from 2 exons. Gene Ontology annotation, cellular component: lipid droplet. Bases 246 to 440 code for a protein of 64 amino acids.
GCGCGUGCGCCUGCUCCCCGUGGGUGGCGCCGCCGUUUUAAGGGCAGGGACCGGGUCCGCUGCUGGGUCGACGUGGCUGCGUUUUCCGCUGCUGCUACCGUUUGGCUGAGUGUCCUUCCAGUUCCUGCGCGAUCUGCAGCGAUAGCUAGAACGCCUCUCCCGGAUCUUGCCUUUCGAGGAUCCAGAGGCUCACCAGAAGAAGGCAGCUCUGCUACUCUACAAGGCGCAGCAGCAACCUUUCAGCUAUGAAGUAUAUUUUGAAUCUGUACCUGCUGGGUGUGGUGCUCACCCUGCUCUCUGUCUUCGUUAGGCUGAUGGAGUCACUGGAGGGAUUACUGGAAAACCCAUUGCCUGGGAAUCCCUGGGCCGUCAGAGGUCAUUUAGCCCACACCGAGCUCCCCAAAGGCCUUCCUGAACACCCUUCCAGAGGGGUACAGUAAGACCUCCCUCUGCACCAGCCGCCUUGAAACAUUGGCCUCAGUGCGUCCUACCAGGUGGCCCAGCAGGAAAGCUCACGGAACCGGUGUUCCCAGGGAACUGUUAAUGAGACCGGUGCUGUCUGUGUGGAUGUUCUCUGCCCUGGAAAAAGAGUCUGUUCAAUAUAGAGGUGUGAGUGGGUUGCCUUUGUCUGUGGGGGAUAUUUAUCCUCUCCUUUUUCCCCAGUGACUCUUGCUUGGCUUUGAUGUCCUUGGCACUGUGCCUCUGACUCCUCUGAAAUGGGGACUCAUGUUGCAACUUCAGCUGUUGGAAGAUGGUGGUAGUUUCAACCUUACAUCCAAAAUAUCUGCCAAUAUCUCCCUUGGGCCCGGAUGCCUUAUGGCUGCUUUGGUUGGCAUGUGUUCAGUCUCCCAUGAGAACGCCUCCAUGUCUGGAUAACAGAUGAUGUGUAUCAGUUGGCUGUGAGGAGGGGGAGGAUGGAAUAUCCAUUGUAUCAUUUCACAUUUUAAAAGUCUUCAAUACAGUGUGUAUGUGUUUGUAUAUAUUGGUCUGAAGGGGACAGUGGGAUGACAGCCUGCCUAGGACGUGGAUAUUAUGGUCACCAUGUGGCUUAAUUUUUCU